CUCAAGGAGAAAUUAUCCCGUAAUCUUGACCUUGAUAUCUCGUGUCAUGUGUGUCUAAUGACAAAGACGAUCUAUAUGUGAGAGUCAACAUGAAGUGCUCUAUAAGCAAUAGCCACCUCAAGUAUUCUCACGGCGCCUCAGCCGCCUGCACCACCAGCUAUCUCUACGACAUCACCGAAGAGACAACCGUCUUCGACAUCGCCCGCAAAACCAACCGAGGCGUCUGCGACAUCGUCCGCCAGAACCCAAUGGCCGACGUAACCAUCCCGCCCAACAUCGGCAAAGUCUUCAUCAUUCCCGGGGAGACAUGCACGCCCGACAACUCCACCUGCCUGAUCCAAGACGCGGACGUGCAUCUACGGCGGGCCGCGUCUGUACUACACCGUCAAAGGCGACACGACACGUACGAGACAAUCGCGCUUCGACUGAACAUCACGACCGAACCCUGCGCGAAGGGCAGUUUCCUCGAGGUGCCCGAGUGCCCGCCUAGCCAGUGCAUCACCAAGCCUUUCUCGCUCAGCUGGGGUGUUUACAAGUACCUCGCGGAUCAGUACAGGACUACCGUCGGGCAGAUUAUGAGGCUGAGCCGGACGGGGGGCACGUUCCCGUCGAUUGAUUUGCCGAUGAAUUGCACGGCGUUGUCGAAUAUAUUACCGUGUUGA
Aspergillus saccharolyticus JOP 1030-1 is the source of this 662-nucleotide messenger RNA. RefSeq lists its product as uncharacterized. The record is from RefSeq and is a predicted model, not a curated record. Lineage: Eukaryota; Fungi; Ascomycota; Eurotiomycetes; Eurotiales; Aspergillaceae. Bases 90 to 662 code for a protein of 190 amino acids. The transcript is spliced from 3 exons.